CCACAACCUUACGCACACAUAUCAGAGUUAUUAGAUGGAUAGAUUUGUUAUUUGAUCUUAUUAUCGGCGGCGUCCUUGUGUUCAAAUAGCCAUCAGUGAAUCGGUUUGUACACGGACGCACGCGCGCGCGCUCUGGUGUUGUGGAAUGCGCGUAUAUCUUCGUACAUACCAGAAACACCAUUCUCGUGAUUAUGAAGUACGGCGGAGGCUGUGUUGAUAGGUUGGCUUUCAGUGAGCAUUGCAUCUUCGGGGUUUACAAGUUUGCAGUAUAACAGACAGACGGAUGAGAGAAGUUUUGCAAGUGAAUAUGGCAUUUUCGUCAUUCCCACUAUCUACACUGAUUACCCUGCUGCUUCUUGUGGCAUCUAUUCAGAGCAACUCCAUGUAUGAUGAUGAUGAAGAUCCUUUCCAGCCAGUGACUUCAGAUGAGACAGUGGCUGAGGGAGGUACGGUGACUCUGACAUGUCGUGUACCUGAGACAGAUAAUUCAUCCCUUCAGUGGUCCAACACUGCACAGCAGACACUCUACUUUGGAGCUAAAAGAGCUUUAAGAGAUAACCGUAUCCAGCUACAUAAGUCCACACCCACAGAGCUGUCAAUCACCAUCUCCAACGUGCAGCUGUCAGAUGAUGGAGAAUAUACCUGCUCCAUUUUCACCAUGCCUGUUCGGAUUGCACGGGCCACUGUCACUGUACUUGGAGUACCUGGGAAGCCAGUAAUAACAGGUUUUGAGGAUCCUGUGCAGGAAGGAGGGGCUGUGACACUUACCUGCACCAGCACGGGUAGCAAACCUCCUGCUCUACUGUACUGGUAUAAAGGACAGGAAAAGCUAGAGGCUCGUCCAAAUGUGGUGGAGUCAAACCCCAAUGAGCCAACAUACACGGUGACAAGUGUGCUCACGCUGCGGGUGACCAGGAACGAUAACAAUGCCAUGAUUGGCUGUGCUGUGGACCAUCCAUCCAUCACCAAUGGCGAGAAAAGAACAGAAAAGCCUUUGAGUGUGCUGUUCUCCCCAAGUGUCAUGAUUAAGCCUGAGAGUGACCUGCCCCGCGAGGGAGAAAGGUUUUCUCUGCAUUGUGUGGGGAUUGGAAACCCUGAGCCAUUGUCAUUUAUUUGGCAAAAGAAAGAUGCAGAAUUCCCCCCACAGGUGAGGCCUGAUGGUGCAUUCCUCCGUUUUGAGGCCCUCAACAAAUCCGAUAAUGGAGUUUACUUGUGUCACGCAGACAAUGGAAUUGGCUGGAAUGAGGGAUCCUACACUCUGCAGGUACAAGACCUGAACGAUUCCAACCCUAUGUUCUCCCCUUUCUUUCCCUCUACCUCACCCUCUGAUUCUCUUUUUUCAUCUCUCCUUCACACUCAUUCUCCUUCUUUUGCUUCUCAGUCUAUUAUCCAGCCCUUUGGUGAAACUUCUACUAUUGUAUCUUCCAUUAUUCCAACUUUGUCCUUGCUCCCUUCAUCCACCAUUUCUUUUUCUUCCCCUUCACUGAAUAUAUCUUCUUUUCUCUCCCCUUCAUCAUUUCCAUCAUCUUUUAAUUUUUCUUCUACCUCUUCAUUUCUUCCUUCCUCCCUUUCUCUUUCUACAACUCCCUCUUCUUCUCUUUCUCCUUCCACCUCUCUCUCAUCUCUUGUUCACACCACUACAAUCUCUAACUCCCUGAUUCCUGACCUCCUUCCAUCCCUCUCCUCCUCAUCUACCCCUCUAAUCUCAUCCCCACCUUCUUUCACUCCCCCUUUUAUCACUCCAUCCACGGUUUCCUGGCUGAAUGGCGUGUACAUUACAGAAGAUGCUGAAGACCCCACAGCAAUGUCCACUUCAUCGGGUGUUGAUCAUGCUGUGAUUGGUGGAGUGGUGGCUGUCAUUGUCUUCAUCAUGCUGUGCCUCCUCAUUGUCCUUGGCAGAUACCUCAUCAGACACAAAGGUACAUAUCUGACCCAUGAAGCAAAGGGCUCAGAUGAUGCCCAGGAUGCUGACACAGCCAUCAUUAAUGCAGAAGGUGGCCACUCUGGCAUUGAGGACAAGAAAGAAUACUUCAUCUAAGCAUCCCUCCUUCGCACAUCUUUUCUUUCUUCCCUUGCUUCAGUUCCUUUCAGUCGGAGGAAAUUUAAAAUGACGAGUAAAAGAGUGAACAAAAAUCAAAAAUGUGAAACUGAAGAAAGCAGAAAAAUGAUCAGUUUCAGGCUGUUGAAACCAGGGAGUUUGCACUGACAUCAGUAUUCAACUGUAUACACACAAACACACACAUGUGAACCCACACACACACACACACACACACACACACACACACACACACACACACACACACACACCCAUAUAUGAUCUCAGAUUUAUGCCUGUCCACAGUCACUUCAUAUGCCUCCUAGUUUAUAUUGAACAAAGGCAAUAUGAUGACUAGAACAUAUAACGCAAAGCAGAUACAUGUAGAAUUUAACACAUACACAUUUUCAACUUUCUAUAGAUUCAGUUUUAUUUCCCACAUCUACACAUAUGACAUGCACACACACACACACACACACACACACACACACACACACACACACACACACACACACACACACACCUACACAAACUCAAUGCAAUCAUGCAAAGCAGCUUCUGUGCUGUUACUGUAUGGAACCCCAGAAUAAAUGUAUAGAUAUAUAUAGAUGAUUAUAUAGCAUUGUUUUUACUUGGGAGAACAGGUUCUGUGUGGUGUAUAUAUACUCAUGCUCUCUCUUCCCUCACUCUUUUACCUCUUUUCCCUUUCUCUCCAUCACUCUUUCUAACCUAUAUAUGUUUUUCUUAUUCUCUCUGUCUGCAUUUCAUUGUCUCAUAUUAUAUAAUAUAGUCUAAAAGCCUGCCUGGUUUUCUUACAUGUGUGAAAAUGCAAGCUAAAAAAAUCAAUAUAUGGGGAACAAAAAAGUUACCAUGAAACUGUCAGUACUACAAAUAUUGGUAUGAUUUCUGUUUACCUCCCACUGAGUUUCUGGUGUAACUGUUGGUGGCAAUAUUCAGUGUCAGCUGUCAUCCCGGGACUAUCAUUAUUAUUAUUAUUAUUAUUAUUAUUAUUAAUCAAUGAAAUAAAGACCCUUUUCUUGUUAGCCCAGUACUUGCAUCCCAUAAAUAUCUGUGAAUUCCUGUCCUUUGAUGACAGGUGAAUGAGCUAAAGCAGGGUACUGCAUGUGCAAACAAAACAAAAGCAAGAUGCUAGACUCUUCUGUCAACUGUACUUUUUCACUUUAUUUUUUUUCAACUAUCUUUUUUUUGGAGGUCUCCCUAACAGUGUUCUAACCUAGUUUUAGUCUGCGUCUUAUUAUUAGUAUUUUGUCUUAUGUCAUACUUUGACAUACUAGAUCUGAUCACUCCAGUAUUAUUUUGCAGCUAGCAUCAUUAAGGCUAGAAAUGUUGAAAUUGAUUGUAUGACAAAUAUCAAGCUGAGAUAUUAACCAAAUUGUGCAUCUCACACAUGGCCAAAGUUCAUGUUGUAAGAGAAAGAGACAAUAUAAUAUGGGAUUAUCUGAAACUCAGUGCAUUCAUUGGGUUAGGUUCACAUUUAUUUGUGAAGUGAAUGACUUAUAAUGUCAUAAAGGUCAAAUUAUUCCCACAUUCCUCUAAAUAGAGCUUAUUCUCUGUAGAGCUGAUCCAUCACCAAAAGAGGUUAAAGUUUAUAUAGACUCUACAAGUAUUGUCCAGUGUGAGAAUACAGGACCAUAACUCUUUCGGAAUUUGCAUUUAAUGUUUUUUUAACACAACAGAUCCAACUCUCAGGGCCAUGGUAAUAACUGAUGAGUUGAACAAGGUGUGUUAAAAUUGGUUACAUUCAUUUAGAAAUGCAAACUGACAUCAUGCCUCCACACCCAACGUUUCCCAAAUUGGUGCUCAGGGACUUUACGUAUUCAGUAUUUUAUGUGGGUUGGUUCAGGUAUGUUGGGAGCUGCAAGAAAGCAAAAAGAAUAAACUGUCUGUGGACCUGGGUUUGGGAAACACUGCUUUAGACUUAUCAUAGAUCAUAUGUUUGCAGUUGCAACCUUUCACCACUAGAUGGUGCAUUUUGUUAGACAUCCACCUUAUCUUCAUCUUUCCUCUUUCUCUCUGGUACAGGUAGCAGUAUUUGCGAUGCACCUUAUGUUAAUGGUGGAUCAUUGCAGAGAUUUAAAUUAUGUUUAUCCAUUUUUCUUUUUGUAGCUCUGUAUACUAUUAAGUGUAAAUCGUUCUGUUUACUUUUUAUUGUAUGACUAGAUGUCAUAGAUGUUAUAGACAUCUAUAUUAAGGUGUAGAAUAGUAUAGUUUCUGUGACUAUUGUUUUAAAUCAGCCAUUUUGUAUAAUUUUAUGUAAAUAGUGUUGCCUUGAACAGUCUUCUCCUUACUGCAGUUGUUAAGUGCGCACUCACAUACACUGACCCAAUGAAAGGGUUUGAGAAUUGUGUGCGUUCACUUUCCUAUGUAAUAUGUUCAUCUCCAACAGGCAAAGAAAACACAACAUGUUGUUUUCCACAAACAUUGUUAAUUUGACUGUCUAUGUUAGCGCUGUUUUGGAAUGAGAAGUCUUCCUUUUCAAUAAAUAUUCAUAUGUCAUGGA
Tachysurus fulvidraco (yellow catfish) is the source of this 4556-nucleotide messenger RNA. It is a transcript of the gene cadm3, whose product is annotated as cell adhesion molecule 3. The transcript is spliced from 12 exons. The record is from RefSeq and is a predicted model, not a curated record. The coding region runs from base 284 to 2038 and encodes 584 amino acids. NCBI's taxonomy places the organism in Eukaryota, Metazoa, Chordata, Actinopteri, Siluriformes, Bagridae. Gene Ontology annotation, cellular component: presynaptic membrane. Gene Ontology annotation, biological process: homophilic cell-cell adhesion.